AAUACUAUUUAAGGAAUCAAAAUUUCUCUUUUUUUAAGGGAAAGCAAUAGGUGUUUUAGUACGUAAACGGCAAAGUGGUGGCGGAAGUCACCGAAGCAGAAGCAUCUUCUAUAUCCGUAUUUAAUGCCCAAAGCCUCCACCUGCGCCUCCGCAUCCGCCAUGGACGGUCUCCCUCCGCCGCCUCCGCCACCGUUUGUUAUCGUCGAUCCCCUGCCGCUAGCGGUUGAUCCGAACAACUUCCCACCGCCCGCCUCCUCCUCCUCUUCGAUAUCUUUGGGCUCGACGCUUCUCAUCAUCACAGCCAUCCUCGGCUUCAGUUUCGUCGUUUGCCUCUUCAUCCGCCUCGGCCUCCGCCUCCGACGCUCUUCCGCUCUGGUCGCCCCCGCUCCUGUCCUCUCUCGCACCGAUCCAUCCGAUUCCGCCCCCGAGGAGCUAACCAACAAGAACAACAACAACUCGGCGCCGAUCGUCUCCCACCUCUCUCUCCUGGAGCUCAGCUCCUCCCUCGCCGCGCACUCCAAAUCCUCUCCUGACUGUGCUGUCUGUCUCCACUCCUUCCUCCCUGACGAGCAUAUCCGCCGCCUUCCCACCUGCAGCCACGCCUUUCACGCGGAAUGCGUCGACACAUGGAUCCGGAACUCCCCGUCCUGCCCUCUCUGCCGCGCCCCUGUCGCAUCUCCGCCGCUUCCGCCACCUUCGACAGCUGCGCGUCACGUCAAAAUGACGACCACAGGAAGCCAAGGGGGAAGCUCAGUGCGAGGCGAAUCGAGGAACUUAUCUCUCCCCCCUCUUCUGGCUUCGCCACCCCGCCGCCGCUUCUACUCGACCGGAUCGUCUAUCGCUAACCUGAUGGAAGAGAAUGUGGAGGCGGCAAUGGAGCGAAUCUGGGAGCAAUCGGACUACGAAGCUUCGACCUCCGCCUACAGGGGGCCAUCUCCGCAGAGAAAUGAGAUCUGGGCGGCCAUGGACAGCGGAGGGAGGAGGGGGAGUCUGAUGGAUUCCAUGGACCUCUCGUCCCGGUCGCCAUCCUUCCGGUCUGCAGAGUCGUCAUUCCGGCACUCCAUCCCGUCGACCGACCAAGACCAAGAGGAAGCCUCCGGCGGCGAAGGGGGGCCAGAUUUCUCCCGGAAUUGGGAGGCGGAGGAGGACCUCCUCUCAACCGUGUACCAGUGGAUCAUAGGGGUAUAACAGUCAAUUCCAUACCAUCUUCGCUUAGAAGAUUCCUUGAACCGUUUCUCCCGUCUGCCUGUAAAGAAGAUGCCCACUUCUCCAAGUAAAUUACGACAAUGCCCUGCCCGAACUAUCUUUCUUAGUAAACAGGUUGGACGACUGCGAUCUGAGCAACUGAUACCCUUUACAGCUACAAUCUGAGCUACAUAUCUAGGCACCUUUGUUUUUCUUCUUAAUAUCGUUCAACGUGAUCUAUUCCAACUAAUUCACUCAGCUCACUAGAUCUGUUUCCAACCAUACAAUUCAUCUAUUGGAACUUGGAACACUAAAGAUACAAAUGUAAUUUCUUAUAUCACCCACUUCUAACCAACCUAGGAUAUUCUGUUAAGAUGACUAGUAUCAAUAUCAACAAAUUUAGUGACCAAAAAAUGCUAAAUUUCCUGAAAGAAUAUGUAUAUAAAGCAAAUGUAAGUGCUACCUUGUUCAUUUUUUUUUCAAUUUUCAUUUCAACUUGUAAGCUACUGAAUCUAUGACAAAUAAAAGAAAGGAGCAUGAUUCUAUUAAGAAAUCAUGAGAAAACCUCAGCAUUGUAUUUCUCUCAUAAAACAAGUUCACUGAGCUAAAUUGAUUAUGUCAAGUAGCAUCUUACCCCGGAAUAAACCACUCGGAGAAAACUCAUACAUCCAAUAGGCGGUAAGACUUAAUAAAGCAUCAUGAGUUUGGGAGAGA
Molecule: messenger RNA, 1899 nt
Organism: Zingiber officinale
Lineage: Eukaryota; Viridiplantae; Streptophyta; Magnoliopsida; Zingiberales; Zingiberaceae
Product: RING-H2 finger protein ATL5-like
Exons: 1
Coding region: 124-1188 (354 amino acids)
Source: RefSeq, a predicted model, not a curated record